Molecule: messenger RNA, 2163 nt
Organism: Cottoperca gobio
Lineage: Eukaryota; Metazoa; Chordata; Actinopteri; Perciformes; Bovichtidae
Gene: gabpa
Product: GA binding protein transcription factor subunit alpha
Exons: 10
Coding region: 331-1656 (441 amino acids)
Biological process (GO): cell differentiation; regulation of transcription by RNA polymerase II
Cellular component (GO): nucleus
Molecular function (GO): DNA-binding transcription factor activity, RNA polymerase II-specific; sequence-specific DNA binding
Source: RefSeq, a predicted model, not a curated record
UUUGCCGAGCUUAGACUUCCCGCUAUUUUGCGGCUCACUAGCUAGCUAGCUGUUGUUGAUUACUUAGCUAAGUGGGAAGAGGCCGCCUGCCUUCAGGCAGUCAUAAAAGCACAUCACAGAUCAUUAGCCAACUUGAAGCUAGGCUAACGCUGAUAUUGGAACUUUCUUUGCAUCUGGAAAAUUGUAAACGUCAGUUUUUAGGACACACUCCGUUAUACCAGUUCAGUGUUAGCUUGGUUGCUAUCAGCAGUGAAGUGGAGAGAGCCUGCUGCCGCGGCGCUGAUCACAGUCCAGCCUCAAACACACAUUCGGCUCUCUGCAUAGAACAUAAUGUCUAAAAGUGAACCUGAAGAGAUGAUAGAGAUCGAGAUAGAUGAGCAGGAGAAACAGGCAUGCCUGGAGGAGGGUGUCGAGGAGCAAACCAUCACUGCGUCAGAUUUGAUUCAACAAGAUAUCGACAUCAAUGAGCCCAUCGGCAAUUUGAAGAAGCUUUUGGAGCCCCGUAUCCAAAUGUCACUGGAUGCAUAUGAGAUCUGCUUGCAGGACAUUCAGCUUCACCCUGACCACAGCCUCUUCGAUCAGGGAGUAAAGACAGAUGGCACAGUGCAGCUCAGCCUGCAGAUAAUAACCAAACCAGGAGAGGAGAAGUUGAACAUUUUGGAAAUUGUGAAGCCGGUAGAAACGGUAGAGGUGGUGAUUGAUCCAGAUGCAGCAGGGGAGGACGGAACUAUGGUGGAGGAGGGUCAACUCAUUGCUGUGGAGCGAUCUGGCCUGUCUGAUGAGACGUCGGAGCAGGUGACACGCUGGGCCGCAGCACUUGAAGGUUACCGCAAAGAGCAGGUUCGCCUGGGCAUACCAUAUGAUCCUGUGCUCUGGUCAGCUGACCAGGUGAUCCACUGGGCAGUGUGGGUAAUGAAGGAGUUUAAUAUCGAUGAGAUGGAAAUAGGCAGCAUUCACAUCCCAGGUCGAGAUCUCUGCUUAUUCAGCCAGGAAGAGUUUCUUCUGAAAGUGCCCAAUGGAGAGAUACUCUGGAGUCACCUGGAGCUUCUGCGCAAAUAUGUGUUGGCAAGCCAGGACCAGUCUGGAGGCGACGCCACUGUCACCAUUGAUCAACCUGUGCAGAUAAUCCCAACUCAAGUGAGCACACCCACUACCAUAAAGGUUUUGAAGCAGAGCCGAGGCCCCAGAACUCCCCGUAUUUCAGGAGGAGAGGAACGCAGCUCACCUGGCAACCGCACAGGCAACAACGGUCAGAUCCAGUUGUGGCAGUUCCUGCUAGAGCUGCUGACAGACAAGGACGCAAGAGACUGCAUCUCCUGGGUGGGCGAGGAAGGAGAGUUCAAACUUAACCAGCCGGAGCUUGUGGCACAGAAAUGGGGCCAGCGCAAGAACAAACCUACUAUGAACUAUGAGAAACUCAGCAGAGCCCUCAGGUAUUACUACGACGGAGACAUGAUCAGCAAGGUGCAGGGCAAGCGCUUCGUCUACAAGUUUGUGUGCGACCUGAGAACUCUGAUUGGCUACAGUGCCGCUGACCUCAACAACCUGGUGACCGAGUGUGAACAGAAGAAAUUGGCUCGCAUGCAGAUGCACGGCAUCGGUCAGCCCAUCACCACAGUGACGCUGGCCACCAGCGCACUAGACAAAGACAGUUGAAGGAGGCCGCAUUAAAGCGUUCUCCUGCCGCCAAAGUUUGCUCUCCAACGCUGAUUGGAAAUCAAAUCAACGUUCUUUUUUUCACUAUAAACUGUGUUUAUCAGGCACAGAAAUGCAAGGCUGAUCAUUGAGGAUUAACAACUUUAUUAUCUUUACAGUUCAAAGUUAGAUUGAGGCGGGUAAUAUGUUUUUUUUUUUUUUUUAUCUUCUCUUUAACUCUAACCAAGAAGUGUGUUCAGGAUGAGGAGGCGAAUGUGAUUAUGGAGAAAUGCUGUGUGCAUGUGACUGAAUGCUUGAAUGUGUGACUGAGUUCCUUGUCUGUAGUUUAGGAUCAUUUCCACUGUAUAUACCGGUACUACAUGUUUUUGAUAGCCACAAGGACAAGUGUAUUUUCAUAUUUUCCAUUUAUAGAGGACCUGUUUUGUAUUUUAUUUAGUGUUUGUUCCCUAAACUGUUGGACCCUUUUUUGUCCACUAGAGGGAAUAAAGUGGCAAGCAUUUUUCUUAA